UAUUGUGAAGUUUCUAGUACCGGAUGUGGUCGUUGACCCAGAAGUAGUUUGCCUGAGCUGUUGACAUGUCUCUCUCCUGUUUCACCUUCUAACAUGAUUAUAUGUUUCUCUCUGUCAGCAGAGGACCGCUCAUAUUAAUGUUUAGCUCUGUAGCUUGUGGUGCUGUUAAAGAGGCGCGCAUGUUCAUGGGCACCUGCUUACCCCGUCGGCGGUGUUACCCGUACUUCUAACCGGGGUGUGAAUAAGAGGCUCCACACUGACAGAGAAUAUAAGAAGUAAAUCUGUUCACAGACCAAGCACAACUUGUGAUUCAACAUCCCGGCUGCAGCUCCAUCAUGAGCACAAAAUCAGCCAUGUCUCUGCUCCGGCUCGGCAGGUCUGGACUCCGAUGUUGUGUAUCUGAAGCGCCUCACUGCAGCGCUGGGGUCUUGGGUUUAAUAAGGACUUCUAUUGGUCGCCCUCUAGUCUCACCCUUUCAGCCUGGGCCCUGCAGCCACUCGUACUCCAGCAGUGUCAAGGUGCGCUCUUAUCUUCAGUACAUGAAGCACAAGAUCAGACCCCCUCCCACUCCUCCGUAUGGACAUGUGUGCCAGGUAGGGGACCCAGUGCUGCGUUCACACGCGGCUGCUGUCGACCCUGCAGCUAUCCCAGGCCCUGAGAUCCAAAAGGUCAUCAAGACUCUGGUGGGAGUGAUGCGGAAACUGGAGUGUGUGGGACUGAGUGCACCUCAGGUCGGGGUGCCGCUUCGCAUCCUGGCUCUGGAAUAUCCCAAGAAAAUGUUGGAGGAGAGUUCACCUGCGUCCAGGGAAGUCCGCGGUCUUUCUGCGCAGCCUCUGAGGAUCUUUGUUAACCCCCAGCUGAGAGUCCUGGAUGGGAAGACUGUGCUUUUUCAGGAGGCCUGUGAGAGCAUCUCUGGCUUCUCUGCCACAGUCCCACGCUACCUGUCUGUGGAAGUAUCUGGUCUGAAUGAGAAGGGGGAAGCCGUCUCGUGGCAGGCCAGCGGCUGGCCGGCUCGAAUCAUCCAGCAUGAAAUGGACCACCUGGACGGGGUCCUGUACAUCGACCGCAUGGACUGCAAGACCUUCCUCAACAUCAACUGGCAGGCCCACAAUGAAUAGAGGGACAGAACACCAACAUUACCAUCUUUAUAAAGAGGAUUCAUCUCAAACGUGUCCUCAGAGUACAGCUGAUGUGUUCCUGGAUUAUAUCCAGGACCGUGCCGUCCACCUCUGUCACUCUUCUCAUCGAUCUUUAUUCUGCAAAUGAAAAGAAGCCCAGAUGUGGUUUAUGGAUUCUAUUUUGACUGUGGAUGAAGCCGUCAGCUUCAGACACGUAAAGACUCGUCACACGUCUGUUUCUUCAUCCACAUGCAGAUUCUGUAAACCUGGAUUAUCUCAAGGUGAUGAAUGCUCAGUAUCAAGAUCAACAAGAACAACCUCAAAUAAAAUACAUUUAUGCUAUCAUUACUAUUUAUGAAUUGAUAAAACAUGCAGACAGAAAGUCUACAGUGCUUUACAUUUCAAUUGAAUUGCCUUGUUUGUUCUGGUAUCUGAUGUGUUCAUCUUUUUUUUCCUGCAGAGUGAGAGUCAUGAGCUCCAGAGCUCAGGUCACUGCUCCAUGAAUAAAAGAUUUGUUUGUGAUAAAUGAGUGAAACAUUAAAGUAUGACUCGUCUGACACUUUUAAA
This is a messenger RNA of Notolabrus celidotus (New Zealand spotty), 1685 nucleotides long. It is a transcript of the gene pdf, whose product is annotated as peptide deformylase, mitochondrial. The transcript is spliced from 4 exons. The record is from RefSeq and is a predicted model, not a curated record. Bases 336 to 1118 code for a protein of 260 amino acids. Gene Ontology annotation, cellular component: mitochondrion. Gene Ontology annotation, molecular function: peptide deformylase activity. Gene Ontology annotation, biological process: peptidyl-methionine modification; N-terminal protein amino acid modification. Lineage: Eukaryota; Metazoa; Chordata; Actinopteri; Labriformes; Labridae.